Messenger RNA from Arabidopsis lyrata subsp. lyrata, 1056 nucleotides. Its product is annotated as transcription factor BEE 1. Gene Ontology annotation, cellular component: nucleus. The transcript has 6 exons. Gene Ontology annotation, molecular function: DNA-binding transcription factor activity; protein dimerization activity. Gene Ontology annotation, biological process: regulation of DNA-templated transcription. Bases 66 to 863 code for a protein of 265 amino acids. The record is from RefSeq and is a predicted model, not a curated record. Lineage: Eukaryota; Viridiplantae; Streptophyta; Magnoliopsida; Brassicales; Brassicaceae.
UAUAAAAGUCUCAAGGUUUGUAUCAACCAGUCUCAAGAAAACUCAUAUCUCAAUUCAUUAUAGUAAUGGCAAAUUUCGAGAAUCUUUCUUCUGAUUUUCAGACAAUAGCCAUGGAUAUAUAUUCGUCCAUAACUCAAGCUGCAGAUCUAAACAAUAACUAUAGUAACCUUCAUUUUCAAGCAUUUCAUCCUUCCUCUACUUCUCUCGACUCGCUCUUCCUUCAUCACCACCAGCAUCAUCAUCAACAACAAUUACUUCGUUUUCCCGGAAACUCUCCAGACGACAAUAGUAACAAUUUCUCCUCAACUUCAAGUUUCCUCCAUAGUGAUCACAACAACGUCGAUGAACCCAAGAAGAGAAAAGCUUUGUUACAUACUAUGUCUUCGUCGGAGAAUAGUGGUGUCUCUGAUAAUACGAAUGUUAUUACUACCGAAACCGGUUCUUUGAGAAGAGGUAAGAGGUUGAAGAAGAAGAAGGAAGAAGAAGACGAGAAAGAGAGAGAAGUUGUUCAUGUGAGAGCCAGAAGAGGCCAAGCCACUGAUAGCCACAGCUUAGCAGAACGGGUUCGGCGAGGGAAAAUAAACGAGAGAUUGAGAUGCUUGCAAGAUAUGGUUCCCGGAUGUUAUAAGGCUAUGGGAAUGGCUACGAUGCUUGACGAGAUAAUCAAUUAUGUCCAGUCUCUACAGAAUCAAGUCGAGUUCCUCUCGAUGAAACUCAAUGCAGCAAGUUCGUUUUAUGACUUUAGCUCAGAGACCGAUGCAGUUGAUUCCAUGCAGAGAGCAAAGGCACGUGAGACAGUGGAGAUGGGGAGACAAACAAGAGAUGGGAGUCCUGUCUUCCAUUUAUCAACAUGGUCCCUUUGACUUUUGUUUUCUCUUUUCUCUUUUUCUUCUUUUUAAUUGUUUUUGAAAUUAUUCUUAUAUUUAUUUGGAUGCGAUAUGUCAUAUAUACGACCCAGCUUGGGAUAGUAUUUGUAAUCUUUAUACUUGUAAUUUCGACGUUAUAAAUUUGUUGAUGACUUAUAAUUGUCAUGUAAAUAUCUCAGUUGUCCUCUUC